AUGAUUAAUUCAUCUCCGUCCAUUAAUAGUCUUUUGUUAAAUUUAAAAUCAAUUAUUGAAUUAGUAAUCAAACUUCCAGGUGAUUCAUUAAUAAUACAAUAUGGUGCAAUAGAACGAAUUCGAUCAGCUAUAUUUUCAAUUCUAUUACAUGGUCUUAAACAGAAUACACAUGGUAUAUAUGAACAAUUAUGGCAUUUCAUUAUUCGUUUAAAUUCAAAUUCACAAAAAUAUAUUCAUUUAUUACAAGAUAUUUAUCAUAAAGAAAAUCUUCUUAUAUCAGUUGAACAAUGGAUUGAUCAAUCACUUAUAACUCAAUGUUUAUUUCAACAAUUAUCCUAUAUUGAAAAUGAUAUUGAUAUACUUGAACAAUAUUAUUAUAGUUAUGCUUUUAUUCGAAUACCAUCUUUUUAUCAUGCAUUUAUGAUUUGUAUAAAUACUAUUGAGUCAAAUAAUCUAUCAUUGUUAGCUAAUAUUGACCCAAAAUUGUCUAUUGUCGAAUGUGAUGAUACAUUAAUAUCAACAAAUGAUGUAGUAUAUAGAUCAAAUUCAUCUACAAAAACUUCAAUAUUAAAUAAAAAUACUAAAAAUAAACAACUUUCAUAUGAUGAUAAUCAAGAAAAAUUUCCUUCUAUUACUAAACCACGUUUUAUUCAUCGUCGUAUACAUAGUGAUCCAAUAUUUCAUAUUGAAAAUAUUCCAAAGAAAUAUUCUCGUGUUACAUCAUCACUUUUAAUUGAUGAUACUCAAAUAAAUCAAAAUGAAAAUUUACCUUUUAUAUCAUAUUCUUUUGAAUAUGGAUCUAGUUAUGAUUCAUGUUCAGAUUCAUUCUUAUCUAUUGAACAAUCAUUACCAAUAGAAACUAAUCGUCCAUCAAUAUCAAGUCAAAUAACACUUGUUGGUGAAGACGAAUAUCACUUUAAUGAACCAACAAAAUUUUCGACCACUUCAGAUCUAACAAAAAGUAUACGUUUACCAUAUUCAUCAUUAUUUUGGCCAAGAAAAGGUCAAACAUUAGAUAAUUAUAUACAUGAAUGUGAUUCUCAGACAAGAACAGAUGUUGAAAAAGAGAAUGCUCAUUUUUACUUUAGUGAAGCAAUUAUAUCAGCUAUUGAAUAUAUUAAAUUUAGUGAACAAUGUAAGAAAUAUUUUGAUUCAUUUGAACAAAAUUUUGUUACAUUAAAUGAUUUUAAUUGGUCUGAUCCACAUUCAAAGUCAAAUUCGGAUGAUUUAUCAGCAGAAGCAAUAGCAUUAGCUAUCAUGAAAACAUGGAAAAAUUAUAAAAUACCAACAGCUUCAGAAUUAUUUUGGAUGAUUCCUUAUGAUGAAGAAACUGCAGAAGAGUUCGUACCAGUUCAGGACAAAAGUAGGACAUAUACUGAAAGUGAUGAAUAUGCUCCUAUAGAAGGUAGUCAACGAAUAUUGCGUCGUGGUAAUAGUCAAUGGGCACCACCACGUGAACAACUAAUUUUUCAUAUUCAUCAAUCAGUGAAUCGUGAUAUUCAAUUAAAAAAACAAGGUUAUUUAUGUGCUGGUUGUGGACGUGAUGUUGAAAAAGGUUAUGCUCAUAGAUUUCGAUAUUGUGAAUAUACAGGCAAAUAUUUUUGUCGUAGUUGUCAUUCUGAUAAAAAAUUUUAUUUACCAUCAUAUAUAAUAGCAAAAUGGGAUUUUUCAAAUAAACAUAGUGUAUCAAAUUUUGCUUUUGAUUAUUUAAAUCGUAUAUAUACAGAAGCAAUAUUUAAUAUAAAUGAUCUUAAUCCAAAAUUAUUUCAAAAAAGUAAUAAAUUAAAAAUGAUAAAUGAAUUUCGUUGUGCACUGUAUUUUCUUCGUCGUUAUAUAUUAACAUGUCGUUUUGCUGAAGAAAAAGGAUGUCAACAAAGUUUACAAACAUUAUCAUCAUAUAUAUAUGAAUAUCCAUAUUUAUAUUCAUUAGAAGAUUUAGUUAAAACUAAAUCAGGUGAAUUACAUAAAGUAUUUGAACCAAUUGUUAUAAAAUUACGUGAUCAUGUUUUAACAUGUUCAUUAUGUUUUGCAAAAGGUUUCAUAUGUGAAAUUUGUAAUAAUGAAAAAAAUAUUAUUUUUCCAUUUAAUAUUCAAAUAACAAGUACUUGUCCUGGUUUUAUGUCAAUCAUGCUUUCAUAUUCAAUGUUAUGA
Messenger RNA from Rotaria sp. Silwood1, 2151 nucleotides. The record is from the annotation of a GenBank genome assembly. NCBI's taxonomy places the organism in Eukaryota, Metazoa, Rotifera, Eurotatoria, Philodinida, Philodinidae.